AUGAGAGCUUCACAAAUUUUAUUAAAUGCAACAAAGAAUAAGUCCCCUGGAGUCAAAGCGCCAGUGGAAAUGUAUCCUUUGUUCGCAGCUGUUGGUGUAGCUAUUGCUUCAGGUUUCUUUUUCACCUACAGACAUUUUGCUCAUGACAGACAAUUGAGGUUGUGGCGUAAUCCUGACUUGUCAGAAUUGAGCAACGUCUUGGAAGAAGCAGAAAAGAAGGAAAAGAAGUAA
This is a messenger RNA of Priceomyces carsonii, 231 nucleotides long. RefSeq lists its product as uncharacterized. The record is from RefSeq and is a predicted model, not a curated record. NCBI's taxonomy places the organism in Eukaryota, Fungi, Ascomycota, Pichiomycetes, Serinales, Debaryomycetaceae. The transcript has a single exon. Bases 1 to 231 code for a protein of 76 amino acids.